AUGAGUUGCUGGGCUCACCGGCCCCUCAUCCGAUCCGGAUAUUAUAUUCCUCAACCGAUUCCUCAUUUGGACUCAAGAUCACGACCUUCUCCACCGCGCCCUGCACCACUACAGCCGCCCCUCUCUGCGUCACCGCCUGCGUCGCGACCCACGCUCUCUGCGUCACGACUUGCCUCACGACCCACCCUUUCUGCGUCACCGCCUGCGUCGCGACCCACGCUCUCUGCGUCACCACCUGCGUCGCGACCCGCGCUCUCUGCGUCACGACAUGCCUCACGACCCACUCCCUCCGCACCAAGCUCUUCAUUACUCUUUGCAAAAUUGCCUCCUCAGCCCACCUACACAGUACCACGGCCAGCUUCACAACCCACUCAGCCCACCUCCAGCCCGAGCACCAUUCAUCCCAUCCUAGUGGACCAUCGUAUUCAUCCGGAGGCUGGCACUUACAGCUUCACAAGCGAGACAGUUGACGGUGUAAAGAGACAGGAGAGCGGGAAAUCUGUCUACAGCGAAGAUGGACCCAUCACCGCCGUCUCAGGAUCAUACUCCUUCACGCUUCCCGACGGCCAAGUGUUCCAGCUCAGUUAUGUGGCCGAUGAGAACGGGUUCCAGCCCGAGUCCCAAUUCCUGCCUGUGGCGCCCGCCUUCCCCCACCCCAUCCCCGCCCACGCCCUCGAGCAGAUCGAACGUGGGCGUCUGGAACACGAGGCGCGACAGCUCCGUCAGACACCAGCCCACAACUACGGUGUCUAAGCCUGAACCUCCUCUCAGGCAGCCAUUUUCCCUGGUCACGAGUCAGACACAUUCAACACCUGACUAUACAACUGACUAUGUUCAAAGUUUUCAUAAACAGUGUUUUCCUCAGUGUUGUGAUGUAAAUACAAUGAUACAACAGCAGCAAAAUACCUGACUUAAUCUGACUUAGGACUAACUAUACACAAAAAUUUAUAAUAACAAAAUUAUUUGGAAAAAUUGUUUUAUAUA
This is a messenger RNA of Procambarus clarkii (red swamp crayfish), 984 nucleotides long. The record is from RefSeq and is a predicted model, not a curated record. Lineage: Eukaryota; Metazoa; Arthropoda; Malacostraca; Decapoda; Cambaridae.